Messenger RNA from Penicillium maclennaniae, 3033 nucleotides. Its product is annotated as telomere length regulation TEL2 family protein. Gene Ontology annotation, molecular function: telomeric repeat DNA binding; Hsp90 protein binding. Gene Ontology annotation, cellular component: cytosol. Gene Ontology annotation, biological process: telomere maintenance via telomerase; protein stabilization. NCBI's taxonomy places the organism in Eukaryota, Fungi, Ascomycota, Eurotiomycetes, Eurotiales, Aspergillaceae. The transcript is spliced from 6 exons. The record is from RefSeq and is a predicted model, not a curated record. Bases 1 to 3033 code for a protein of 1010 amino acids.
AUGGAGGGCCUCUUGACUGCGGUGAAAACCGUGAAGCGGGAUAAUGAUUCCCCCUUGGUCGCCUCUGAGUCGCUAGAUUUCCAUGAUGAUCGAUCAAAAAGGCCCGCACUUAAGUUUGACCAUGAUAUAUCAGCGGCGGAAGUCAUGAAUGCACUCAAGUCCCACCCUUCUCAGGAAGAGGUCGCGGCGACUUUGUCUGCACUGGAUCCAUUCAAUGCAUCUAGAAAGAUUCAAAAUAUCGAUAUUCGAGUUCCGAGUCCAACAACAGCCCAGAUCCUUCAGCUGUUAGUCAACACCACUGUGCUGGACCAUUGGGCAUCACUGAAUUCAAAAGAGAAGCGACCGAAAGAUAUAAAGACCCGUGCUGCCUUGUUAAGAUGUCUGAGCAGUGUUGCUGGUAUUGGCUCUCUCAUAGCCCAGCUCCGUUCGUCAAUCGCAACCGCCCGAACCACGGCCAAGCAGGCGGAAGGAUCGAAUAGCUCCAUCGUCAUUCGAGAUCUGCUCUCUGUCAUUGCAGCUCUUUUAGAGCCAACAGAUUUUCUGUACCGUCUCUACGUAGACACUUCAUCUCUCUAUGGAAAUCAGACUCGACAGCAAGUUGCAUGGAAAGAGCUUGUCGGACUUGCAGCUGCUGGGAAAAUUCUCUCAACGGCCGCGGAAGCUCUCGCUGUUUCCAAGGAUGUUGAAGCCCCAUCAUCAAUCACCUGGAUCGGUGAUGGUCCUCAGUAUGCCUCAUGGCUGGGCAAAAACAUUGCACACGUGGUUUCGAAGCUCAACGCAGAUAAUGUCGGAGAUUGGAGCUCCGCUGCUUUCCUCAUGGGAAGAGCUCUGAGCUUGGGGUAUUCUGAUCAGUUAGUUCGAGAGAUUUACUCGAAUCUACUUGUUGAUCAUACGGCCGCAGUGCAAUUUGGUCUCCUGCUUGAUAGUCUCAGACAGCCAGAGCAAAUAUCCACGAUUGAAGCUGUUUUCCGCGAUAUUCAAAAAGUUUACUUUUCCGAUGACCUCACUGGCACAUCUAAUUCACCUGUCAGGUCUGAUGAUAUCAUUGCAGGCGUGUCCGCACUUUGUUGGGCGAUUCUGGGUGGCCGUCCCUUCUUGCAGAGCCAAAUCUCGGAAUGGCUUUCCAAAAGCCAAGGAGGCUCAAUUCAGACGAUCGGUUUACGUCGAGCUCUUUUGGCCACAUACACUGAUCGAAAUGAUGAGCUCGGCUCUUUGCUCUUGCGCAGUCUAGAGCAAUUUGGGGACAAAUUUUCUAUUAAACAUCUUCCAACCAUCACACAAAACGCAAAUGCCCAAACCAUUCUUCUGGCAGCAGGCCGCCUGAAACGCCUCGAUUCAACCCAAUUGAACAGCGCAGGACGGACAGCAGCCUUCCUCAAUGCAGUCUCCAAUCGGAUCGCAGCAUCUUCUACUCGAGCCCGGCUUCUGGGCAUGAUUGUUGGCAAUGGAAUGUCAGAACUUAUUGAAGAGCCCGGCAAAGCGAUGAAGUUCGACCUUGAAGAAAUGCAGAGCGAAGAAGCACUGUUUUAUUUGAGUCUCGUCAAAGUUUACGAUGAGCUUGGGACGGCCGAGUCUAUCAAAUCAUUGCAGUCAAAGCGACCGAAAGCUCCACAACCUACUCAAGAAGCUCGAUCGAGCCAAUCCAAGAAGUCAAACGCACGGUCUAGCCGUCCACAAACGAGCAAGAUUGUCGCCAUCGAGGAAAUUGAGGAUAGCGGCGAUGAAACAGAAGAAGACUUGGAUCUCAUUCCAUAUGAGAAACCGGACGAUGACGCAUCGGAUGAUGAUGAGGAUCCUACUCUUGUCCAACGAAAUAAGCCAACAGCGCCUGUGUACAUCCGUGACUUGAUCACAUAUCUUCGAGACACUGAGAACGUGGAGCGUUAUCAACUGGCCAUAACAAGUGCUCCUUCUCUAAUCCGACGAAAGAUAGGAUUCGGUACUGAGCUUGCAGAGCAAGUUGAAGAAUUGGCUCUCACCGUUGUGGGCCUUCAAAAUGAUAACAAUCACCCGCAGUUCCACGAGUCUCGUCUCCAGAGCAUGAUUGCACUGAUCGUCUCGCAGCCCCUGAAGAUGGGCCGCUGGUUUACAUCGAUGUUCUUUGAUGGUGACAUCUCUCAAGCUCAGCGUUCCGCUGUCCUUACAGCCUUGGGCUUAAGUGCUCGUGAAAUUGCUGGGAAUGGUGAGGCUGAUGCUAAAGCAUUGGGUCUACCAGAUUUGAAGGAUACAUCUUUUCCAUCCAAGCGACUUUCUACUGCAAUGGAGGCGAUGUUCCUUGGUUCUACCGGUGCCAACGAUUCACCUAUUGCAACACUGACUAGAGAGCUGUCGCGCACAUCACUCCAGCCAUUGGCAGCUGAUGCGGCGGAUUCGCUUACUGGUCCCAACGCUCUGAAAGUUCGCACUUUCUCAUCACGCAUGGAAGUCGAGAAGAAGCGUAAACAGCGUGAAGAUGAAAGGCAAAAGUCCACGAUCAAGGAUCUGUACAAAGUGCUUGCAGAAGGAUUCUACUACCCGCUGCAAGGCCGGUUCGAGAUCAUGAUGCUGCAGUUCUCCUCAUCAUCUGCACCUUCCUACAACCCUUUCUUCGUUCCGCACAUUCUCACUCUCUUCCUCCAGACACUCUCUCUCACUCUCUCGACGUCUGGGCCCCAUACGCCUUACCUACCUGCUCUCACUCAAGCCACACUUUCCUUACUACUGUCGCUGCAUACACGCGAAGUAUCAAGUGAACCAACUGUCACAGCGGCAUUGUUAAAUCUCUUCCUGGCACUGGUCGACUUGAACAUUUCCUCAGGCUCAAAUGGCGAAGAGCGACUCGUCACAGAGCAUGCGAAUCAAGUCAUUGAGCUGCGCGAGUGGGCAUCGGGUGUCUUUGACCGGACGUCAGCCGGAAAAGCAAACGCAGGUGCCUCCAAAGAUCCGCAAGAUCAAGUGCGCACUCUAGCUGCUGGAGUGAUGGUGCGGCUCGGGGAGGUGAUUGAACGGUACCAGGGUCGGUUGAUGGGAAUCAAUUCCGGCUUCAAAUAUUAG